This is a messenger RNA of Scheffersomyces coipomensis, 3230 nucleotides long. RefSeq names its product transcription factor (gene MBP1). Gene Ontology annotation, molecular function: DNA binding; transcription regulator activity; protein binding. The record is from RefSeq and is a predicted model, not a curated record. The transcript has a single exon. Gene Ontology annotation, cellular component: SBF transcription complex; MBF transcription complex. The coding region runs from base 302 to 3148 and encodes 948 amino acids. Lineage: Eukaryota; Fungi; Ascomycota; Pichiomycetes; Serinales; Debaryomycetaceae.
GUGUUGUUUUGAAAAGAAGAAACGCUCUAACUACAAAACGGAGCAUCAGCAGCACGAUAACAAUAGCUAAAGUAAAUCUAGAAUCAUUUCUAUCCCAUAUCUAAUUACUAUCACAGACACCAAUUAAAAUUACUACUUUUCAUCGAAUUAGUACAAUCCAUAUUCCAUACGUUUUAUUUCAAUCUAUUUCAAUUCAGUUUCAUCGUUUUAUUAUAACAAUUUUUUAUUUAACAAUAAUCAACACUUAAUUUUCAUAUCUUUAUAUUUCUAAACAUCAAUUAUUCAUAUCAUCAAUCACAUCAUGACUAAUUCACAAAUAUAUUCAGCGACUUAUUCAAAUGUCCCUGUAUUUGAAUUCGUGACUCCUGAAGGUCCUAUAAUGCGAAGGAAACUAGAUUCUUGGAUAAAUGCAACUCAUAUAUUAAAGAUUGCUAAAUUCCCUAAAGCAAAAAGAACAAGGAUAUUAGAAAAAGAUGUUCAAACUGGUACUCAUGAGAAAGUUCAAGGUGGAUAUGGUAAAUAUCAAGGAACUUAUGUCCCCUUAAAUUUAGGGUCAGACAUUGCGAGGAAUUUCGGAGUAUUCGAAAUAUUAAGACCAAUUUUUGAAUUUAAAUAUAUCGAAGGUAAAUCUGAAACUCCACCUCCAGCACCUAAACAUAAUCAUGCAUCUGCUUUGAAUAUAGCCAAACGUCAGGGAAUCAUCGCAUCUGCAAAUAGUAAACAAUCAUCAGCAGCAACAGGAGCCGCAUCAUCAUCUACAACUACAGCAGCAUCCUUAAGGAAAAAUAAAACUUCUCCAAACGCAGGAGUAUUGCCAGGGGAACCAGCUAAGAAAAGAGGAAGACCAAAGAGAGUUGCCUUAAAUGCAAAACCAAAUUUAAAACAUUCAGAUACUACCCCUAUAGAACCAGGUCCAAAUAUUGGUACUUUCAAUACAAAUUCAAAAGUUUCGUUUACAGUCACAGCUCCAAUUUCUUUAUCAAGACAAGAUACCGAACAAGAUGCCUUACAAAUAAUGUCAAGCAAUAUGAAUCUUAAACAUGAAGAUUUAGAAUUGGUUGAAAGUGACGAUGAUGAAGAUGAUGAAGACGAUGUAGAAGAUGAUGUUGAACGUCAUCGUCGUCGUCACCAUCAUCCUAAUCUAGGUAGAAAUGGAAGUAAUCUUUUGAAUGGAGGAAAUGAUAAUGAUCCGUUACGUUUUGAUUCGCAAGUGGGUGAUGAUUUACUUGGAAGUAAAGAAUUAUUUGGUACUUCAAGAGAUUCAUUUGAAAGAGUACAUCAUAAUUAUAAUAAUAAUAAUAACAAUAAUAAUCAUCCACAUCCUCAUAAUGGUAAUACACAAAACAACAACAACAACAACAACAAUAAUAAUGGACAUCAUGAUCCUUAUAGUUUGCUGCAAUAUCAUACCCAUACACCAGGAAUAUCAGCCAGUCAACCAAUUGCUAAUGGAGAUCAAAUCUAUGGUGAAUAUUUUUCCAACUUAUUAGGUUAUCUUACUGAUGAUACAAAAAUACGAUCAACUGAAAUACCACCAAAUAUAUUAAAUCCACCUGAACCAUUCAAUAAGAUCAAUAUUAAUCAACCGAUCGACAAUGAAGGUAAUACGUUAUUCCAUUGGGCUUGUUCAUUAGCUAAUAUUCAAAUGAUACAGUUUUUGAAAGAUACGUUUGAGAUCAGUUCUGAAAUUAGGAAUAAUAAGGGUGAAACUCCAUUAAUGUUUUUAGUUAAAUUUGUUAAUUCAUACCAAUUAAAGAAUUUCCCUUCGAUUUUACAAAUCUUAUUGGAAUCGAUAUUAUUAGUGGAUAAUUCAAAUAAAACCGUCUUACAUCAUAUAACCUCGAUUGAAAAUGAUAAGAAACAUAAAGAAAGAUUCACCAGAUAUUACAUGGAGACGUUAAUCGAUAAGAUAAUCGAAGCAUCUGAUGAUGGAGAAAGUGGAGAAGAAACUAAUAAUAAUAGUAAUAAUAGUACCAAUGAUGAGUUACCGAUCAAUAAAAAGGAUGUGAUAUCGAAAUUUAUCAAUCAUCAAGAUUCAGAUGGAAAUACUGCCUUUCAUAUUGCCGCUUAUAAUUUGAAUAAGAAAUGUAUUAAAGUGUUUAUAAGUUAUCAUAAGUAUAUUCAUUUUGGAUUGAGGAAUUUAGUAUCAUAUACGGUUGAAGAUUAUUUAGGAGCUCAUAAUUAUGUCUUAAAAUUAGAUCUGGAAGAUAAUAAUGGUGAACCUGAUGAUGGACUUAAUUCAUUAAGUCAAAUGGAUAGUGAAAGUGUGAUUGGCGGUACGAUUAGUUCCCAAAGUUUUGAAAGUCAAUUAUAUUAUUCUAAACUUGCUAUUAAUUUACAAAAUUCAACAUCAAAUUUGAUUACUGAAAAAUUAACCGAAUUAGCUUAUACUAUUGAUAAAGAAUUAAGUGAAACUGAUCAAAAUAUUUUAAGUUUCUUUAAAAUUUUGAGAGUUCUUAAUGAAGAAAAAAUCUUGAGUCAAAAGGCUAUAUUAUCGAUAUUUAAAUUAGAUUAUUUGGUUGAUGAUAGUAGAGUCAAGGAAGAGGGAGAUGAUGAUGAUGAUGAAGAAGAUGACGACGAUGAAGACGAUAAUAAAAAGAGACAUCAUAAACAUAAUAGACAGAAUGAUAAUAAUAAAAAGAUUGACAAUCAACACGAAUAUUACAUUGAUCAUAAGAAAGAUCAAAUUAUUCAAGAUGAAAUUCAACGAUUAGUUAAUGAUUUAAGUUACUCAUAUUUACAAAAGAAAGAAGGAUUUGACCAAUUAUUAUCUCGGUUCAAGACGGUGAAGGAAAGACAAAUAUUCUCGGCCAUUAUUGAAGAAAUUAAAGAUGAAGAGAAAGAAAAUGAGCAACAUCAAGGAGAAGAAGAACAAGAUUUAUUACAAGCUGGGAUUCAAUUAUCGGAAGAAAUCAUUAAGAAAAAACAAUUAAUUGAUAAGAUUGCUAAACUUGAAUCCGAAUUCUCCUUGAAUCAAAUUGAUAAAGAAAACUUAUCAUCGACAUCAACAUCCGAUAUUAGUAAUGGUAUUAAUGAUUCGAUUGUUAAGAAAUAUGCCUUGUUAAUUUCGAAAUGUUCGGGUAUGAAUCAAAAUGAUGUUGAGAAAAACAUUGAUGAAAUUGAGAAAUCAUUAUUGAAGUCGAAAUGAUUAUUAAGUAAGACAUUUACCGAAUGACAAACACCAUAUAUAAAGACGUAUACGCUUUUAAUGUAAGAAUUUAGAAAGUAAA